Messenger RNA from Cylicocyclus nassatus, 3903 nucleotides. NCBI's taxonomy places the organism in Eukaryota, Metazoa, Nematoda, Chromadorea, Rhabditida, Strongylidae. The record is from the annotation of a GenBank genome assembly.
CACGACGGUCAGACAAACCGGCUGGGAUAGUGGAACAAUUUCUAACUUAGUUCUGUUAGUAUUCCCCUUCAGCACAUUCUGCUCGAAUGACCACUACUGAUCCUGAAACGACUUCCAUUACGGAAGACAAUAAAGAUGUUGAAGAGGGUCCACCAAAAGAUAGCAAGAGGUUAUUGCGAAGGCUUUCACAAGCGGCCCUUUCGGAAAUAAAUCAACUCUUCCAACCUCUUUCGGUUGACUUACUACAUGAUCCGCAGGCUCAGACUAAAGAUGAGACAGCACAGACCCAAACCGAUGAUCAAUGUGGAGAAUCAGAAAACGCCUGUGAAAUCUGUGAACAAGUUCCCACCUUCACAGUCACGACCCUCGAGCCUAUUGAAGAACGUCCUCAGAAGAAAACAGAGAAUCCGCAAAAACCAGAAGUUAACGACACCCCGUCGGCAUCCAGCAACACCCUCACACCCUUAACAGAAAAUAAGAAGAAUCAAAAGAAAGAAAAGUCAAAUGUCAGUUGCUCUUUGGCCACCGUUGUUAUGCUUUUUAUCCUGGCAGUCGCCGCCGCACUUUUGGCUGGUUUCGCAGCUUACUGGUUCACCAGACAGAAGUUCGAAAUGCAAAUGGCUGAGAUGACUUAUGUACCACAACCGAGGCGGAACAUGUCACUCUUGGCAGCUCAAGAUGAGAUGUAUGAGGAAGAUGAGCCAACUGUUGGCCCCACUCCUGACGAGCUUCGUUUACCCCAGAACUUGGUACCCAUAUGGUAUAAUCUAACCCUAAGGACAUAUGUGCCCGGUGGAGCUGCGACCGUUGACGAAAAGAACCUUACUACCGAUGGAAACAUUAUGAUAAAAUUAAAUGUCUUAAGUAAUACAGUAAAGAUCACACUCAAUGCAAAAAAUCUAACUCUCCCGUCUGAUGCCUCAAAAGUAAGAAUACUCACGGAGGUUCCACAUGAGCAUCACAAACGAGAAGCACUUAACGAAACUGAAGUGGAAGAAGAAAAACCAGAGGAACUUAUAAACAUGACAGUGGCAACUGAUCUCGAACACGAGCCGAUCAUAACCCAGCAUCACAUGCCUGAAUUAGUACCCUAUGGAGUCUUGGUUAGCGAGAUACUCUACAAUGCUACAUUGGAGCAAGUGAUGCUGGUUCUGGACAAACCAUUGCAAGCUGAGCAGGAGGUUAUUGUACAGAUGCCGUUCAGUGGCUAUAUCACCGAAAAUGCUGACGGUCUUCACCAAUCGAUCUACCGAACAAGAAAUGGCUCUAAAAAGGUAUUAAUCUUCACAUCUCUCCAACCCGGUUCAACUCGCAGCAUUUACCCGAGUUUGGAUGAACCACAAUAUCAAGCACCACUCUCUUUGACAAUUCUUCAUCCAAAGGGCACUGUAGCCCGAGCAAAUGGCAUGGAGAUUACGGAGUCGAGAACAGAGGCUGAGCCACUCUGGGAAAAGACAUCAUUUGCUGCUACUGAAGCUCUCCCCACAUACCUUAACGGUUUCGUUGUAUCAGAUUUUGAUAGUAGGGAGGCGACUAGCAAGAAUGGAGUCAAGGUUCGCGUCUAUGCUCGCCCAGAAGCCACAGAAUCUGCUAAUUCUACCACGUACGCCUUGGAAACUGCCACAAAGGCGUUGGAUCUUCUCCAAGACUACUUUGGAGUGCCACUUAGUAGCCAAAAACUAGAUCUCUUCGCUGUUCCUGUAAUGGAAGGCAUGCCAGCAAGUGGACCUGGACUCAUAUUUAUGCCCGAGGACGAGCUGAUAGUGAGCUCAUCCAAAGGCACAGUGGAGGAGAAAGUCAAAGUAGCACGAGCAUUAGCCAAUCAAUUGAGUCGUCAGUGGUUCGGCAACCUCGUAACGCCUUCUGAUUGGCAUGCCCUUUGGCUCAAUGAAGCCUUUGCUAGUUAUAUGGAAUAUUUCUUGCUACAAAAACUGUUUGAUGGAAAUGUUGAUGCGCAAAGCUACCAAACUGGUGAAGCUCUCGAAAGAGCACUAAUAGACGAUGCUCGAUCAUCAUCUCAUCCAUUAACGCUGAAUAUCGAGACUGCUGAUGAAGCUCAGGAACUCCUGGACAAGACCACUGCUGACAAAGGAGGUGCCUUAUUGCGAAUGAUCAACGCUGUAGUAGGUGAAGAGGCUUUCCAGAAAGGAGUGCAGACUUACUUGAAAAAUCAUGCCAAUGGAAACGCGAACUACACGGACUUCUGGGAAGCUUUGAAUAAUGCAAAUGGUGACAAACUUACAACAUGGAAUGGAAACAAAUUGAAAAUGGAGGAAUUUGCCGAGAACUGGAUCUUGCAGAUGGGCUACCCUGUCAUCGAUGUGUACCGACUAGAUGCAAAGACAGUUGAGCUUACCCAACGACGAUUCAAGCUAGAUCAUCUGACUCCUGAGCGAGCAAAGUACCGUAAUGCGCUUUACUGGUACAAAUGGGAUGUACCACUUUUCUACGAAGUAGCUGGCGAGAAACAACCUUUGAACUGGCUACACGAAGCUGUUCGUAUUCCGCUCAAUCUUUCCGACACAUUGCUCAUUAAUCCCGAGUCUUUGGGCUACUACAGAGUAAACUAUGAUGAGCAAGGCUGGGGCAGUUUGGCUGAUCAAUUACAAAAAGAUCACAAGAAAAUCCCUGCAUCUGCUCGAGCUCGCUUGAUUUCUGAUGCUCUAGCUUUAGCAGAAGCUGGACUACUACCAUAUGAUAAAGCCUUUGGUGUUUUGAAGUACCUACCACAAGAAGACAGCUAUUUGCCGUGGACGGUAGCUUUAAGAGGACUGAGAAGCUUAUAUGAAAGACUUUCUAGGACGGAAUUAGAAGAUGAGGCACAGAAAUUCGUUCUUGACAAGAUCCAUGAACUUUUCAAUACUCUAGACCCCGAACACACAAGUGCUACAGAAGAUGGAAAAUUCUUAGAAAGUCAAAUGCACAAAGAACUGGUAGCUUUGAAUUGUGAACUUUCACCAGAAGACUGCGAGAAGAAGUUAGGAAAAGAAUUUGAUAGCAUUAUGUCAGCAUGCAAGGAAGAGAAUCUGGCCAGCGAUUGCUCAAAAGUUGAUCCAUUCAUUCGUCCAUGGGUUUAUUGCUAUGGUGUAGCCAAAGGAGGACAAAAAGAAUUUGAUCUUAUUCACAAAUUUUAUGAGAAAGAAGUAAAUGCAGCAGAGAAAAGACGAUUACUAGAAGCACUAGCCUGUAGCAAGGAACCUCGUCAUCUACGAAAACUUCUCCAUGACACUAUACAUUCCGAAACCAGUGCCAUACCGAUCUCGGAUGUUGAUACACUUGUAGGAAGUAUGAACAAUCAGCCUGUAGGAGCUGAAAUUGUUAGCAAUUUUGUGCUGGACAAUUGGAAGGAUUUGGUAGAACGAUUUUCACUCGAUAAGGGUGCUCUGUCAAAUGUUCUUCAGAAUGCAAUUCGUCUCGAUAGUGAUCGCGAAGUAAAACAAUUCGAACGAUUCCUCACGGAUCACAAGUCAACAACCGCUGGAUUGCGAGCGAUGAAGUUACAAUUGGAAAAAGCAAGAAAUCAAGUUAAUUGGAUGAAAACAAAUAAAAAGGCGAUGAAGGACCUCCUUAGCUCAAGGCAUUCCGAAAAAGAUUUGUAGUUUACAGGUGUAAUUUUUUAUUGAGCCAGUAUUGUUGUGAUAUUAUUUGUUUGUGAUUCGAUGUGUAUCAACGCAUUUUUUGAUGCAUAAUGUAUCAAAUGUUUGAAGUAUAGAUGCUGACUUAAUACUUAAUUAUUAAGCAGAAACUUACCAGUAGGGCCAUAGUUCAAUAGCGAAUUGGAAUCUUUCAAAAGAUAUUUCUCAGCAUUCGAAGUAUGCAAAGUCUUCUUCAUUUCUGAAACAAUGCUCACUUAUCCUCUGUGAAGGUAUUGUUCUCAUUCACUUUCGUUAAAUAAAUAAAUAA